AUGUACGACGAGUCAUGGUACAGCUUCGUCGAAAUUUCCAACUCUUCCUCCAAGAAAUCCGCACCGACAAACAGUACCAACAGCAACCAAGCUCACCGUCGAAGGGAGUCGUCUCUGCUCCAACAGCCAAAUGGGGCCAACAGCAAUGUUCCCGUAGAAGUCAAGACCCCUCUCGAGAAUGUGUACGAGGAGAUUGAAAACACCAAUACCCCGCCUGAACCGACCCUUCUGCGGCGAGCAGCUUCCUAUUCGGACUUUUACCGUGUCGUGCGGGCGCAAUUCCCUGGGAAGAAGAAGGCCGUAGCAGCCAAGAAGGGACAGAACCGACAAUGGGAUGCCCUCAUGCUGUUCGAGGGCCCUGCGUCCGACAAUAUCGAAGACGACGACUGGAGCUCAACCUUGGACCAUGAGCUUGAUCGACAGCUUCUCGACUCGGCUCAGGAGGAGUACUCGCUCUACCGCGACCAACUCAUACUCACGGAACGCCACCUCGACGGCCUCAUCGACGACGCGAGCAGCACGCUCGACAUCCUGACCACCCUGUCUAACUCGUUCAAGUCGGUCGAGGCGCAGACCUCCACAUUCCAGUCACAGUGCGAGGGCCUGGUCAACGAACAAAAGAGGCUGGAGAAACUAGCGGACGAGGUCGGUACCGACCUAUACUACUACACGUACCUAGAUACUGCGACGAGGAGGCUCAACGCGCCGGGCGCUGGACGUCUAGUCGAAGACCACGGGUUCGGGGACAUGGUGGAGAAUAUCGACGCCUGCAUAAUCUUUAUGGCGGAACGUCCCAACUACCGCGACAGAGACACGUACCUGGCACGGUAUAGUGCCCUGCUAACCAAGGCGCUGCACCUGCUAGACCACGGCUUCACGGCGCGGCUGGACAAGACCAUGACAGAUAUAGGCAAGCAGAUUGCCAACACGCAGUCUGAAUCUGCCCGACACGCCCUCGCCUACGGCCGCUUCGAGGAGAUGAUGGCGGACACGUACGCCCUGAUACCCAACGUGCGCCGGGUGGUCCGCAGCGCCUUUGAUCAGUAUGGCAGGCCCAAGGAGGUGUCGUCGACGUCGUCGGCGGCAGCGGCGGCGCAUGCCACAAGCAUCCGCGAGUCGUACUCCAGCGCCGCAUCCAACAUGUUCCACACGUACCUCACCACGCGGGACCGACACCUCAAGCCCAUGACGCAGCACGACCUAGACGAGCAUGCCAAGGAGGUCAAGGAGCUAUCGGUCGAGACGGCGUCGCGCAACCUGGUCAAGCAGUGUUUCGAGCGCAUCUACAGCGAGGGCAAGAUCUUUACGCACAUCUUUGGCGUGGAGCCGGCCUGGAGCUCCGUUCCCGAGUCGGCCUUCCAGAUCAUCAAGGCUGUCAACACGUUCAUGCCACACCCGGGCCAUCUCAGCCCGCUCGGCAUGGCCCUCCAGUCCAGUCUGCAGUCGGCCGCUGGGGGACUCCAGACCACCUGUGCCGUCGUCGGGUGGCUGGCAAGCGAGCACUCCGUCUCGGAGGUGGAGGAAGACGAGACGCCCUUCUUCCGCAAGAGCAAGGAGUAUGCUGCGCAGCUGCUCGUCUGGAAUAUGUGGCCCUUUGCAGACGCCUGCUUCGAUGCCGAGAUUACGAAGGUCAUCACGAAGGCUACCGUGCAGGAUACGGCCCUGACCGUGGCCCAGUCCGAUGCUUACCCGCUUGUCAAGAAGGCCAUGGAUCUGCUUGCCAGGUUCGAUCAGGCCAUGCCCAAAGAGCGAUCGGCAAAGGAUAGCCCCGUGGUUUUCAAAAUUGUUCGCGAGACGAUCCAAGUGCUGCAAAAGGCCGAAGCGAGGAUCAAGUCUCUCAAGAAUGGCACGGACGGAGACCUCUUCAUGGUCAAGAACCUGCUAAUCAUCAAAAACGAGCUCGUAUCUCUCGAGAUUGGCGACAUCCGCGGGCAGCCCGGGGCAGGCGGAGCAUCGUCGUCGGCCUCGGGCAGGGGGGCAGUCCCGUCGAUGCAGCACUUCAGCCAAGUCUGGGAUACAAUCAGCCCGCAGAACUGGGUCAGCUUCUUCGGCGGCAUCAUGGCAGGCGGCACGACACUUUGGUCCCGCGGCGCCGGCGCUGUUGGUGGCGGCGUCACGCCAGCUGUGACGGCCAAGACUCUCACGGUGGAGGACAUGAGCGAGCAGCUAGACGAGCUACUCCGCCAGUCCAUCUACGCCUUUACCAACCGGUGGGCCACACUCAUCAACGAUUCCAAGGCCAGGAAAGCAGGUGUCAAGCCCAUCGCCAAGGUAGAGGCAGACCUAGACUCGCUCCUCAGAGCAGCCUUUGCCAGUCAGCCAGAGGUGGUAGCUAAGCUCAAGGAGGCUAUUGAGCUGAAUGCCCAGGCGCAGAAUGAUGCCAAGGAUGGGAAGCAGGGUGAAAAAAAGUAUUAG
Molecule: messenger RNA, 2415 nt
Organism: Geosmithia morbida
Lineage: Eukaryota; Fungi; Ascomycota; Sordariomycetes; Hypocreales; Bionectriaceae
Product: conserved oligomeric Golgi complex subunit 3
Exons: 5
Coding region: 1-2415 (804 amino acids)
Biological process (GO): autophagy; Golgi organization; intra-Golgi vesicle-mediated transport
Cellular component (GO): COG complex; membrane; cis-Golgi network
Source: RefSeq, a predicted model, not a curated record